ACAACAACAACAACAACAACAACGAUAGAACUCGAAAAUGAAUGCUCCUCCAACAUUUGAGUCAUUUCUUCUCUUUGAAGGAGAGAAAAAGAUCCAGAUUGAGAAGGACACUAAAGUACCAAAUGCAGCAAUAUUCACCAUAAAUAAAGAAGACCAUACAUUAGGGAACAUGAUUUGCACGUAA
This is a messenger RNA of Ruditapes philippinarum (Manila clam), 184 nucleotides long. Its product is annotated as DNA-directed RNA polymerase II subunit RPB11-a-like. The record is from RefSeq and is a predicted model, not a curated record. The coding region runs from base 38 to 184 and encodes 48 amino acids. NCBI's taxonomy places the organism in Eukaryota, Metazoa, Mollusca, Bivalvia, Venerida, Veneridae. Gene Ontology annotation, cellular component: RNA polymerase II, core complex. Gene Ontology annotation, biological process: DNA-templated transcription. The transcript has 2 exons. Gene Ontology annotation, molecular function: DNA-directed RNA polymerase activity; protein dimerization activity.